Ochotona princeps (American pika) is the source of this 4453-nucleotide messenger RNA. It is a transcript of the gene MEGF6, whose product is annotated as multiple EGF like domains 6. Bases 222 to 4406 code for a protein of 1394 amino acids. The record is from RefSeq and is a predicted model, not a curated record. NCBI's taxonomy places the organism in Eukaryota, Metazoa, Chordata, Mammalia, Lagomorpha, Ochotonidae. The transcript is spliced from 33 exons. Gene Ontology annotation, molecular function: calcium ion binding; protein binding.
GUCCCACCCAGCAGACCCAGGCACCUCGGGUGCGGGCAGCCAGCCGGACCCUCCGCACCUGCGCUGACCUCGGGCUCCCAGGACGCGGCGCGGACACCUGUGGGCUGCGCUCCGAGCGCGCUCUCGGCCAUGACGCACGUGCAGGCGGCGGUUCCCGAGGAACUGCGGGGCCCCCUGUGAGCGGGGACCGGGGAGGACCCCGGCGCGAGGCGGCGCGCGCGAUGCCUGUGCCCGCGGAGGCCCUGGCGCUGGUGCUGCUACUCCUCGCGGUGGCUGCGGGCGACCCGGCGCGGCUCCUGCGCCCGCUGCAGCCCAGCAUGCCUCACGUGUGUGCUGAGCAAGAGCUGACCCUGGUGGGCCGCCAGCUGCCUUGUGUGCAGGCCUUCAGCCGUAUGGUGCCCGUGUGGAAGCCGGGCUGCAGGCUGCAGGCAUGGUGUGUCAGCCAUGAGCGGAGAAUCAUCUAUUACACAGGCUACAGGCAGGUGCACACCACGGAGGCCCGCACGGUGCUCAGAUGCUGCCCAGGGUGGAGCCGGCUGCCUGGCCAGGAGGGUUGCCUGUCCGAUGUGGAUGAGUGCCAGGCACAUAACGGCGGCUGCCAGCACAGGUGUGUGAACACCCCCGGCUCCUACCUCUGUGAGUGCAAGCCUGGCUUCCGGCUCCACAGCGACGGCAGGACCUGCCUGGCCCUCAACUCGUGUGCCCUGGGCAAUGGCGGCUGCCAGCACCAGUGUGUGCAGCUCACGGCCACACGGCACCGCUGCCAGUGCUGGCCUGAGUUCCAGCUGCAGGAAGACGGGAGGCGCUGUGUCCGGAGAAGUCCGUGCGCGGUCAGAAACGGUGGCUGCAUGCACUCGUGCCGGGCGCUCCGGGGCCUCGCACACUGUGAAUGUCACGCGGGCUACCAGCUGGCCGCCGACCACAAGGCCUGUGAAGAUGUGGAUGAAUGUGCCUCGCGGGUGGCCCGGUGUGCCCACGGCUGCCUCAACACCCCAGGGUCCUUCCAGUGUGUGUGCCAUGCGGGCUACGAGCUGGGGGCUGAUGGCCGGCAGUGCUACCGGAUUGAGAUGGAGAUCGUGAACAGCUGUGAGACCGACAAUGGCGGCUGCUCCCACGGCUGCAGCCACAGCAGCGCGGGGCCACUGUGCACCUGUCCCCAGGGCUAUGAGCUGGACGAGGACCACAAGACCUGUGUCGAUGUCGACGACUGUGCCACCUCUCCGUGCUGCCAGCAGGUGUGCACCAACAGCCCCGGCGGGUAUGAGUGUAGCUGCUACACCGGCUACCAGCUGGGCACCGACGGCUGCAGCUGCGAGGACGUGGACGAGUGUGCCUCCGGCCGAGGCGGCUGCGAGCAGCGCUGUGCCAACCUGGCUGGCUCCUUCCAGUGUUCCUGCGAGGCUGGCUUUCUGCUGGACGAGGACCGCAGGGGCUGCACCCCCCUAGAGGAGGCCACGGUGGACCUGGAUGGCCAGCUGCCCCUGGUGCAGCCCCUGCCGCAUGUGGCCGGGCUGGCGGAUGAGUUCCUGCAGUUGCUCCAGGACGACUACGCCGGGACCGAGGAAGGGGAGGAGGCCGCCGAGCUGCGGGGCGAGCACACCCUCGCCGAGAGGUUCAUCUGCCUGGGCGACUCCUUCGGCCCCGACUGCAGCUUGACCUGUGAGGACUGCCUCAACGGAGGCAGCUGUCUGCCGGGUCUGGAUGGCUGCGACUGCCCCGAGGGCUGGACCGGGCUCCUCUGCAAUGCAACUUGUCCUCCGGGCAUGUUCGGGAAAAACUGCAGCUCCUCCUGCAGCUGUCACAACGGCGGGAGUUGCAACCCCGUGACGGGGACCUGCCGCUGCCCCCCGGGGGUCAGCGGGCUCCACUGUGAGGACGGCUGCCCCAAGGGUUUCUAUGGCAAGCACUGCCGUAAGAAAUGCCACUGUGCGAACCGGGGCCGGUGCCACCGCCUCUACGGGGCCUGUUUCUGUGACCCAGGGCUGUAUGGCCGCUUCUGUCACCUCGCCUGCCCACCCUGGGCCUUCGGGCCCGGAUGCUCUGAAGAAUGCCAGUGUGACCAGCGCCACACACAGUCGUGCGACCGCAGGGACGGCAGCUGUACCUGCAAGGCUGGCUUCCAGGGCGUGCGGUGCCAGGCAGAGUGCGCGCCGGGUUCCUACGGGCCGGGCUGCCGGCACACAUGUACCUGCCCGCCUGGUGUGGCCUGUGACCCCGUGAGCGGCACGUGUCGGACGCAGUGCCCCGCUGGCUACCAGGGGGCGGACUGUACCCAAGAGUGCCCUGCGGGAACCUUUGGCCAGAACUGCUCCGGAGUCUGUGCCUGUGUGGGGGCCCCGUGCCACCCGGUUACGGGGCAAUGCCAGUGUCUGGCGGGGAAGACUGGAGAAGACUGUGGGGCGGACUGUCCCGAGGGUCGCUGGGGACUCGGCUGCCAGGAGAUCUGUCCGACCUGUGAGCAUGGUGGCAGCUGUGACCCUGAGACCGGAGCCUGCCUGUGCCGUCCCGGCUUCGUUGGCAGCCGCUGCCAAGACGUGUGCCCCGUAGGCUGGUUCGGGGCCGGCUGCCAGACUAGAUGUUCCUGUGCCAAUGACGGGCAUUGCCACCCAACCACUGGACGCUGCAACUGUGCUCCUGGCUGGACCGGCCUCCACUGCCAGCAAGCUUGUGACGGGGGGCGCUGGGGACCCGACUGCAGCUUCCUGUGCAACUGCAGUGCCGGCCAUGGGGGCUGCGACGCGCUCAGCGGCCUGUGCCUGUGUGAGGCUGGCUACGUGGGCCCGCGGUGUGAGCAGCGGUGUCCCGAGGGUUCCUUUGGGCCCAGCUGUGGGCAGCGGUGCCAGUGCCAGCAUGGGGCAGCCUGUGACCAUGUCAGCGGGGCCUGCACCUGCCAGCCUGGCUGGAGGGGGAGCUUCUGCGAGCGUGCCUGCCCGCCUGGCUUCUUCGGGCUCGACUGCCACAGCCCUUGCAACUGCAGUGCUGGAGCCACCUGUGACCCCGUGAGCGGCUCCUGCAUCUGCCCAGCUGGCCGCCAGGGCCCCCGCUGCACCCAGGGCUGCCCAGCCCUCACCUUCGGCCACAACUGCACCCAGGUCUGUACCUGCUUCAACGGGGCCUCCUGUGACCCCGUGCACGGGCAGUGCCGCUGCGCCCCUGGCUGGAUGGGGCCCACCUGCCAGCAGGCCUGUCCUGCUGGCCUGUAUGGAGAGAAGUGCGCACAUGCCUGCCUUUGCCAGCAUGGGGGCAGCUGCGACCCUACCUCAGGCCACUGCACGUGCUCCGAGGGCUGGACUGGCCCAGCCUGCGAGAGCGCCUGCCCGAGGGGCCGGUUCGGAGAGGCGUGUGCCCAGAGCUGUCGCUGCCCACUGGAUGCUACCUGCCACCAUGUCACUGGGGAGUGUUGGUGUCCGCCUGGUGCCUCCGGGCCUGGCUGCAAGCAGGGAUGCCCACCUGGACACUAUGGGCCAGGCUGCCAGCAGCUCUGCAGGUGUCUUCGUGGGGCACCCUGUGACGCAGCCACAGGGACCUGCCACUGCCCCCCCGGCUCCCUGGGGGCCGACUGCAGCCUCUCCUGUCCACAGGGCCGCUUUGGACCCAACUGCACCCACGUGUGCCAGUGCGGGCCGGGUGCGACCUGCGACCCAGUGGCUGGCUCCUGUGUCUGCCCUCCAGGCCGGGUCGGCGUCCACUGUGAGCGCGGCUGCCCCCAGGACCGGUUCGGUGUGGGCUGUGUGCACCAGUGUGCCUGCAGGCACGGGGGCCUGUGCCACCCUGUCAAUGGCAGCUGUUCCUGUGGCCUGGGCUGGACGGGGCCACACUGCGAGCUGUCCUGUCCCCCUGGGCGCUAUGGAGCCGCCUGCCGCCUGGAGUGCACCUGCCAGAAUAAUGGCACCUGUGAUCCCACCACGGGCACUUGCCACUGUGGCCCCGGCUUCUACGGCCAGGCCUGCGAGCACACCUGCCCCCCCGGCUUCCAUGGAGCUGGCUGCCAGGGGGUCUGCCAGUGUCAGCACGGAGCCACCUGUGACCCCAUCAGCGGCCGGUGCCUCUGCCCUGCCGGCUCUCGGGGCCGCUUCUGUGAGGAGGGGUGCGAGCCAGGCUCCUUCGGCGACGGCUGCCGCCAGCCGUGCAACUGUGCUGGGGCCCCCUGCCACCCUGUGACUGGCCUCUGCCUCUGUCCACCGGGGCGCACUGGAGCCACCUGUGACCAGGGCUGUGGAGAUGGCCACUUUGGGCCCGGCUGUGCCCUGCGCUGUGACUGCAGGGCCGGGGCUGAGUGUGACCCGGUCAGCGGGCGCUGCCACUGUGAGGACGGCCAUGCGGGCCCCAAGUGCUGGGAAGCGCUCCCACCGGUGGCCUCCAGCAGACUCGUGCCCCGGCCCAGCAGCGGGACCCCAGAGCGCUGACAGAGACCACCCUGCACCGCGGCCAAGUGGCUGCAGCCUUAGGGGCA